CAUUAGGUACUUGACUUUAGGAUCUGUACGCUAGUAUAGUCUAUUCGAGCUUCAUUUGGUAAACGCCCUGGAAAGAGAGAAGUUUAAACUUAAAAGAUGCGAAGAAAAGAAGAAAACUAUGGAGAUGGGAACAUAGAAAAGCUUGCCUCUCAAGAUCUCGUUGUUCUCCGUUUCAGUUUCCCAGAACUAUAAAUAAUCAAUGAAGCAGGUUAUUAUCAUAUUUUUCUUCUCUCUUAUCUGCUUCCAUAAUUCCUUGGCAGCUGAUGACACCAUAAAACCAAACCAAACUCUCCAAGACACCGGUCAAACUCUGGUCUCCACCGGGGAAAAAUUCGAAUUAGGCUUUUUCAGUCCACCUAAUUCCAAGAACCGCUACGUGGGAAUAUGGUUCAAGAAUGUUUCAGAUCUCACGGCCGUCUGGGUUGCCAACAGAGGCAACCCUCUCACAGACUCGUCUGGUGUCCUCAAAAUCACCGAAACCGGAAAUAUAAUAAUCCACAGCAACAAAACAGAGGACCCUAUAUGGUCCUCAAAUUCAUCAGCAAAAGACCCCACUUUGCAGCUCUUAAACACAGGAAACCUCGUGGUUAAAGAUGGCAGUAACGGAAACUAUACAUGGCAGAGUUUCGAUCAUCCCUGCGAUUCGCUCAUUGCGGGUAUGAAGCUGGGUAAAGACUUCAUUACUGGUCAAAGUUGGAAGCUAACCUCCUGGAACAGCCUCCAAGAUCCAUCCAUCGGAACCUACACAUACGAAUCAGACCCUCGUAGGCUUCCUCAGGUACUUCUGCUCAAAGGCAAAGAUAUUGUGUACAGAAAUGGGCCGUGGGAUGGUGUACAAACAGGCGGAGACACUCCUCUCCAGGAAAAUGCGGUCUUUAAACCCAGCUAUGUUGUGAAUGAAACCCAUGUCUACUAUACCUUCGACAACGCGGACAAUUCCACGGUCACCAGGUUCUGCUUGAAGCCAUCGGGAUCUCCUGAGCAGCUCCGGUGGAACCAAGAGAACGAAAAGUGGGUUACCAUCUACGCGGUGCAGAGAGAUGAUUGUGACAAUUUUGCGCGUUGUGGUCCUAAUGGAAUCUGUGACAGCAGUGACAGCCGUGCUUGCCAUUGCCCAACUGGUUUUGUUCCAAAAGUACAGGAAGAGUGGGAUGCAAUGGAUUUUACCAGUGGAUGUGUGCUAAAAACACGCUUGAACUGUAGCGAAAGCGAGAGGUUCAAGAAGUUCUCUCGGAUGAAGUUGCCGUACAAUUCGGAAUUUACGGUGAACGGAUCGGUGGUGAGGAAGGAGGAUUGUGAGUUGAUUUGUAGGAGAAACUGCUCUUGUGUGGCUUAUGCUGUGGCUCGGCUUGCUGGCUGUGUAAUCUGGUCUGCGGACUUGCUUGAUAUGAAACAUUUCAGCGAUGGUGGACAAGAUCUCUACAUUAGAAUGGCUGCUUCUGAAUUUGGCACAAAAUCAGACAAUGGCAAAUUGAUUGCUGUGAUCAUAUCACAAGUUUUGGUGUUUCUUCUAGUUUGUUUAGUGGGUGGAUAUGUCAUCUAUAAGAGAACAUCUUGCUCCCUUAUUAGCCAAGAGGAAACAACAAUCAAUUCAAUCGAAGAUCGGGGUCCUAUUCUUCUAGAGGAAGAUGUAGAGCUACCUUCAUUUAACUUAGAUACUAUUGCCAAUGCUACUAACAACUUCUCCUCCAUAAAUAAAAUUGGUGAGGGUGGUUUUGGUCCAGUCUACAAGGGUCUGCUCUCAUCUGGGCAAGAAAUAGCAGUAAAAAAGCUUUCUAAAGAUUCUAGACAGGGGCUUGUAGAGUUCAAGAAUGAGGUUGCCUUGAUUUCAAAACUUCAACACCGGAAUCUUGUGAGGCUGUUAGGAUGUUGUAUUCAUAGAGAAGAAAGGAUGUUGAUCUAUGAGUUCAUGCCGAGAAAGAGCUUGGACUUAUAUAUAUUCAAUCAAACUAGGGAAACAACUAUUGAUUGGACGAAGCGCUUUGAUAUUAUUGUUGGGAUUGCACGUGGACUUCUUUAUCUUCAUCGAGAUUCAAGAUUGAGAAUUAUUCACAGAGAUCUUAAAGCUAGUAAUAUACUUUUAGACAGUGAGAUAAACCCUAAGAUUUCAGACUUUGGCUUGGCAAGAAUUCUUGGAGGUGAACAAACUGGAGUAAAUACUAAAAGAGUAGUUGGUACAUA
Morus notabilis is the source of this 2181-nucleotide messenger RNA. RefSeq names its product G-type lectin S-receptor-like serine/threonine-protein kinase At4g27290. The transcript has 5 exons. NCBI's taxonomy places the organism in Eukaryota, Viridiplantae, Streptophyta, Magnoliopsida, Rosales, Moraceae. Gene Ontology annotation, biological process: recognition of pollen; protein phosphorylation. The annotation marks the transcript as partial. The record is from RefSeq and is a predicted model, not a curated record. Gene Ontology annotation, molecular function: protein kinase activity; ATP binding.